AUGGAUGAUUUUCAUAAACGGCAAGCUGGGAUGAAGAGUGUAUUGACAUGUGGAAUUUGCAAAAAGCUAUGCAAAGAUGUCUCAAUUAUUGAAGAAUGUUGUCACAGAUUUUGCAAGAAUUGCAUAAUGAGAAAGUUAAAAGAAGAAAAAUUGAAAGUUUGUCCAGAAUGCAAUACAGAUUUAGGUGUUGCCCCCUUGCAGAAAAUCAGGGAUGUGAACAAGCCGUCUUCCUACCUAAAGAAGUACCUUGCACAAAAAUUGUGUCUUCAGAGCGAAGACGAUGUGGAGCUUCGCAUGUUAGAAAUGUUUAUUCGUCCUGAAUUGCCUCUCAAACAUCUAGAAAAAAUGUGGUUACGCGUAGCACCUCACUCUGGAAAAAGUUCAGUUAAAGUUGGAGCUUCUGCUGAAGAAUUUGUCAUGGUUUUGAAAUAUUCCCGGUCACACCCAAAAUUGAAUUAG
This is a messenger RNA of Solanum tuberosum (potato), 459 nucleotides long. Its product is annotated as probable E3 ubiquitin protein ligase DRIPH. NCBI's taxonomy places the organism in Eukaryota, Viridiplantae, Streptophyta, Magnoliopsida, Solanales, Solanaceae. Bases 1 to 459 code for a protein of 152 amino acids. Gene Ontology annotation, molecular function: ubiquitin-protein transferase activity. The record is from RefSeq and is a predicted model, not a curated record. The transcript is spliced from 4 exons.